This is a messenger RNA of Raphanus sativus (radish), 1835 nucleotides long. Its product is annotated as DEK domain-containing chromatin-associated protein 1. Gene Ontology annotation, molecular function: DNA binding; histone binding. Bases 219 to 1532 code for a protein of 437 amino acids. Lineage: Eukaryota; Viridiplantae; Streptophyta; Magnoliopsida; Brassicales; Brassicaceae. The transcript has 11 exons. The record is from RefSeq and is a predicted model, not a curated record. Gene Ontology annotation, biological process: chromatin organization; regulation of double-strand break repair. Gene Ontology annotation, cellular component: nucleus.
UUUCUUAGCUUAUUAGCUUAGCUUCGCCGCGAGCUGUGAAAGCCACCGUGUUCUAUUUCUUUUUUGGCACCAAAUUUUUUGAAAUCACCAAUUAGGGUUUCCUCGAACUUCUCCCCCAAAAAAGCUCUGAAAUUUUAGGGUUUAUUGACCCACACAUUAAUUCGAUUCUCUUCACCUGCCUCGAUCGAUUUCCACCGUGUAAGCAGUCAGUCUCUCACAUGACGACCGAAACCAAAGAGGAGAAGAUACCCGAAGCGGUGGAAGCGGAAGAUGGUGUUGUUGUUGCUGCUAAGGAGACGGAGAACAAAGAAGAUGCUCCUGCAAGUGAUGAAGACGGAGACAGCGAGGAGGAGGAGGAGGCUGUCACAGGGACGCCCGUUACUGAGAGGCCUAAGAGGAUAAUAAAGAAAGUAGAGCCUCACAUUUUGCUUACUCCCUCUCGUUCGAGGAGCAAGCCCGUCUCUGUUCAGCAGGGUCGUGGAACACAGCUUAAGGAGAUUCCAAAUGUGGCUUAUAAACUAUCCAAGAGGAAACCUGACGACAACCUUUUCUUGCUUCACACUAUUCUUUACGCCAAGAAAGGAAAGGUUCAGACGCUGAAAAAAAACAUUGGUCAAUUUUCGGGGUUUGUCUGGUCGGAGCAAGAGGAGGAGAAGCAAAGAGCAAAAACAAAGGAGAAGAUUGACAAGUGUGUUAAAGACAAGUUAAUUGAUUUCUGUGAUGUGCUUGACAUACCCAUUAACAAAAGUAAUGUGAAAAAGGAAGAACUAGUCGUAAGCGUGCUUGAUUUUUUGGUAUGUCCCAAGGCAACAAGGGAUGUUGUACUUGCUGAUCCUGAAAAGGAAACUAAAAAACGGAAGAAGAGCACAGCCAAAGACGUGACUUCUGGGGAAUCGUCAGAUGUCCCAGCCAAGAGGAGAAGGCAGACAAAGGAAUCUGGAAAGAAGCAAGACCAGCCAUCUAAUGACUCUCAUGGAGAAGAUGAUGCAGCUCCGGAGAAAAGCGAAGAUACUGAAACUGAAGAUGAGAAAGAUAAAGCUGAGGAGAAGAGGUCAACCAAUAAGAAAAACUUGUCAAGAAGAAGUAAGAAGGAGAAACCAGCAGCUGAAGAGGAGAAAUCUCUUAAAGGGUCUGCAAAAUCUGGUGGAAAGUCCUCUAAAAAAGUUGAUAAAUCAACUUCAUCUUCAAGCAAGAAGCAAAAGGUUGAUAAAGACGAUUCCUCUAAAGAGAAAGGCAAGAAACAGACAAGUAAACCACAGGCAAAGGUGUCCAAAGAUCAAGGAAAAGCUAGUAAGAAAGGUACUAAUAAAAGAGAACCCACCAGAAAAGAAAUGCACGUAGUGGUUGCCAAAAUUCUGAAAGAAGUGGAUUUCAAUACGGCAACUUUAUCUGAUAUUCUGCGGAAGCUUGGGAGCCAUUUUGGAGUUGAUCUUAUGCAUAGAAAAUCAGAGGUGAAGGAUAUCAUCACUGAUGCCAUUGACGAAAUGAGUGUUGAUGAUGAAAGAGAGGAAAACACAGAGGAUGAAGGUUGAGAAAAAAAAAUGAAAGGAUUAGUUGUCUUUCUUCUCAUUUCUGCAUAUCCCAUAUGAAAAUUAAGAGAAAAAGGUGACAGGGUUUAACUUAAUCCUCAUGUGUGUAAUCAUAGGGUUGAUUUACAAAAUGGGAUUUGUUUGUACUAUGUUGUAUUUGUAAUCAGUUAGGCUCAUGUUGUUUUAGGUUCUUCCUUCAGCUCGUGUAGCUGUUCAGUUUCUAACUUAUUAUUUACAACUGAAUGAUUGGAUAUUUUGUGGAUUUGAUUUAAUUGGGAUGUUUGUAAGAAUUUUAAAAUUUCUUUC